AUGGCCAAGCCUCAGGAGGCAGGCUGCCUCAGAGAUGAUGCACAGAUUGCUGAGGUACUGCGCAUGGCUGAAGAGACAGUAGGUGGCUUGAGCGAUUGGCAGCGUAGCUUUUGCACUCCUGAGGUGUUGAGAAGGUACUUAAACGGCCGGAAGGGAGACCCUUGUGCAGCGGCAGAGAUUUUGGCGAAGUCCUUGAUCUGGCGAGAACAGUACAAGGAUGUUCUGACCGGAAGUAGAUUGCCGAAGUGGCAGGGAGACUUCAGACUUUUGUCCCAGUCCGAGGAUGGCCAUCCCCUUUUGUACCUGUGCUGUCAGCACCAGACACGCGCCUUCAACGUGUCCGACACUUUGGAGCACGUUGCAGCGGUGCUGGAGACAGCUGUGAAGACGAUGCCCAAAAGUGUCCAGCAGAUGGAUGUGGUUGUGGACUGCCACGGCUUCUGCUUGCGAUACAACAUGGACCCCCGGGUGGUCAUUGGUAUCGCCGAACUCCUGCGCCAACCCUACAGGGACCGCUUGAGGGUUGUUAUGAUGGUGGAUGCGCCGAUGAUGAUUCAGCCGGUUUGGAGUAUUGUUUAUCCUUUGUUGCCGCCUGCUACACAGAAAAAGUUUCGGUUUUUGAACGCCGAUGAAGCAGGGCUGGCAUUGAAGGAACUGGGCAAGGACUGCGCUUCUACCGUGUGGCAAGUGAUGCAAAGCAAUCGAGGUCUACGUGGUCUCAAACCUUCCAAGCCCCGAAUGCCUAGUGAACUGUGCCAAAGCGGCCAGAUUUCAAAGUGUCAAGAAUUAGAUGACAUUGAUGCGGGCAUCCAAAACAGUGCCGAGAAAUGUGGGAUUGCACAGAACAGCUGCAGACCAGAGCCUGGAGCACUCCGCUCCUGGAGUUUUUGCCGUCGGCGCAUGCGGCCGAGGCGCCCUGACUAA
This is a messenger RNA of Cladocopium goreaui, 924 nucleotides long. Lineage: Eukaryota; Dinophyceae; Suessiales; Symbiodiniaceae. The record is from the annotation of a GenBank genome assembly.